Molecule: messenger RNA, 9544 nt
Organism: Varanus komodoensis (Komodo dragon)
Lineage: Eukaryota; Metazoa; Chordata; Lepidosauria; Squamata; Varanidae
Gene: EPB41
Product: erythrocyte membrane protein band 4.1
Exons: 27
Coding region: 364-3840 (1158 amino acids)
Biological process (GO): cortical actin cytoskeleton organization
Cellular component (GO): plasma membrane; cytoskeleton
Molecular function (GO): actin binding; structural molecule activity
Source: RefSeq, a predicted model, not a curated record
GCUCCGGAGCCGCUGGAAGGGGUGUGAGAGCGAGAAGGCGCUUCUUAAAGGGCGAGGACGCCUUAACUUGCUCAGGACGCCGGCCUUCCUUGCGCGGCUCAGGGCAUUCUCAAAGCUUUCCUCCAGCACCAUGCAAGGUUUCUUCACUGCCUUCACACCCAUGCACAGUGAUCACGAAUGUGGAUGAUCUUAGCCAUGCUCACAAGCCAAACAUCUGUGCGCUCCUAGUUCCGUCACUGCUGCCCUUCCUCAGUCUGCUAAACUGCAGUCCCAGUUUGAUUUGAUGAUAAAGCCAAGAGGAUGUGGUUUCUUCUGUCAUGAGCAUCCUAGCCAAAGCCUAAUUUUCCAAGAGUGUGAAGACUGAUGAAUUUGGCAACUGUGUAUGCAGAAGGCUUGAAAAAUACACGAAACAUCAUGACAACUGAAAAGAGUUUAGUGGCAGAGGCUGAGACACCUAAGCAGCAGCCGCCAAAAGAGGAGGAAGUAGCUACUGAAGCAGGUACCCAGGAAGCUUCUUUGGAGAGGGCACCUGAAGGGGAUACUCAAUCAAAGAAGAAGUCAAGAACAUCUAAUGGUGACACGCCUACACGAGAGGACCAGAGCAAGAACAAAGAGCGCACUUCUGAAAGUCGGGGUUUAUCACGCUUGUUUUCAUCAUUCCUCAAGAGGCCCAAAUCUCAGGUUUCUGAGGAAGAGGGCAACGAGACAGAAACAAGGGAAUUUGGUGAAGGAGGCCAGAAAGAGACAGAUAUAGGAGUUGAUCUUAAUGAAGAGAUUCUGCUGAAAGCCCCCAUAGCAGCUCCUGAACCUGAGCUCAGGACUGACCCAUCUUUAGACCUUCAUUCCUUAAGCAGUGCAGAAACACAGCCUGCUCAGGAAGAUAGGAGAGAAGAUCAAGAUCCAGAGAACAGAGAUACUGAAAUUAAGGAAGGAGAGCAGGUCGAGUGCUCCAAUACAGAUGAAAAAAAAGAGGGCACUAAGGUGAAAGCAGACAAGGAAUUAAAAGGUGCUCAGAAAACAUUAAGAAGAUCCAGAAACAGCAUGCACUGCAAGAUUACUUUGCUGGAUGACACAAUUUUUGAGUGUUCUGUGGAUAAACAUGCAAAAGGACAGGAUCUUCUUAAGAAAGUAUGUGAUCAUCUCAACCUUUUGGAAGAAGACUAUUUUGGACUGGCCAUUUGGGAUACCUCAACCUCCAAGACAUGGUUGGAUGCUGCCAAAGAGGUUAAAAAACAGGUUCAUGGAAGCCCAUGGAAUUUCACCUUCAGUGUCAAAUUUUACCCUCCAGAUCCAGCACAAUUGACAGAGGAUAUAACAAGAUAUUAUUUAUGUCUCCAGCUGAGAAAAGACAUUAUCACUGGACGGCUUCCUUGUUCCUUUGCUACAUUAGCUCUGCUGGGUUCUUACACAGUACAGUCUGAGCUAGGAGACCAUGACCCAGAUCUGCAUAGUGCAGAUUAUGUCACGGAAUUCAAACUGGCCCCAAACCAAACGAAAGAACUAGAAGAUAAGGUCAUGGAACUACACAAAACAUAUAGAUCUAUGACUCCGGCUCAAGCUGAUCUGGAAUUUCUUGAAAAUGCCAAAAAGCUGUCUAUGUAUGGAGUUGAUCUACAUCAAGCCAAGGAUUUGGAAGGUGUGGAUAUCACUUUGGGAGUCUGUUCCAGUGGCCUUCUUGUCUAUAAAGAUAAAUUGAGAAUCAAUCGUUUCCCUUGGCCCAAAGUGUUGAAGAUUUCUUACAAGCGCAGCAGCUUUUUUAUUAAGAUUCGUCCUGGUGAGCAUGAACAAUAUGAAAGUACAAUUGGAUUCAAACUUCCUAGCUAUCGGGCAGCUAAGAAACUGUGGAAAGUCUGUGUGGAACAUCACACAUUUUUCAGGCUGACAUCCACUGAAGCAAUUCCCAAAAGCAGAUUCCUGGUACUUGGCUCUAAGUUUCGCUACAGUGGUCGGACACAGGCACAGACAAGGCAAGCUAGUGCCCUGAUCGACAGACCUGCCCCGCAGUUUGAACGAACAGCAAGUAAGAGGGCCUCUAGAAGCCUUGAUGGUGCAAAACGUGGCUCUCAAAAAAUUGAGUUCAGACCCGUAGAGGAGGAGAAGCAUGAGGAUGUUGUGUUGGUUGGGGUUCCGGAAUCAGAACCUGUGGAACAGUUUCAGGAGAAGCCAGCAAAAGAUACCCUUGAGAAUACUGAAAAAGAAAUAGUGACUGAGGCAGAGCUGAACUUGGAAGUGUUCAGAGUUCCAGAUCCAGAAACAAAAUUAGUGGAACAAUUAGAAAAACAGCCAGCCAUACGUGUUCUUGAAACAUUUGACAUAAACUCAAUAAAAGAAGAGGAGAAAGAAGAAAGAACAGUUGUGGUGCAGGAUCUAGAACGAAAGCCUCUAUUUCUUGAAACAGUUCAGGAGGAAUCAGCAGUAGCAGUGGUUACACCAGACCGAAGUCCUCGCCCUACAUCAGCACCAGCUAUUGCUCAAAGCCAUGCAACUGAAUCUGCACCCACAGCUGUAUCUGAUAGAAAGGAAACAACCAUCACUAAAUCUGAAAAGGAAACAGUGAGAAAAGAAGUAAAACAUGAAGAAACUCUACCAGAGAAGGCAAAAACAGAGCCAUGUGAAGGAUUCCAGGUGGGGAAAGUGCAUAUCGAAGUGUCAGUACCCACCACAAAUGGUGACCAAAAUCAGCAGCGUGCAGAAAAAGAGGAAGACCCGAUAAGAAUGAGGAAGAAAAGAUCAAAGAGACUAGAUGGUGAAAACAUUUAUAUAAGACAUAGCAAUUUAAUGUUGGAGGAUCUGGAUAAAGCUCAAGAGGAGAUUAAAAAACAUCAUGCUAACAUCAGUGAACUGAAGAAAAACUUUAUGGAAUCUGUUCCGGAACCACGGCCGAGUGAAUGGGACAAGCGUCUCUCUACUCAUUCUCCCUUCAGGACUCUUAACAUCAAUGGACAGAUCCCCACAGGAGUAGAAGGAAGUGUGUGCAACUCUCCCUUCAAAGAGGAUACAGAUGCAGUGGCAGAGGGGAAAAAUAUUGCCUCUCACUUUGAAUGGGAGGUCUCAAAGCACUCAGUAGGCUGUAGUGAGAGCCAUAUGUCAGCCACGCAGGAAUCAGCACAAACUCAUAAAUGUGACACUUCUUCUAUAAGCAGCCAGGAGGAGGAGGAGGAGGGUGCUGCUGCUCUUGUUAAGAAUGAGGAAGACCUAAGGUGUGAAAAGGGAUUUUACUCAGAUGUGGAGAAGGAGAACAAGGAUUCAAAGCAGGUUGAGGUGGAAAUGUCUGUAACCCCCGUUUUACCUCCACUGAACCUCCAUGAGCAAGAGGAGGAAGCCUGUGAUGUUGAAGAAAAAAUAACAAGCAAGGCAGUUAGGAAGCUAAAUGGAGGAUGUCACAACUCAAAUGUUGAUAAUGAAUUUCCUGCCCUCAUUCGCUGUUUCCAGCCACCACUUGUGAAGACUCAGACCGUUACCAUCUCUGAUGUCUCCAACACUCUGAAAAGUGAAAUUCCAACUAAGGAAGUUCCUAUUGUCCACACAGAGACAAAGACUAUAACUUAUGAAGCUGCACAGACUGAUGAUGGCAGUGGAGAUUUAGACCCUGGAGUUCUGCUAACUGCUCAGACCAUCACUUCAGAGACCAGCAGCAGCACCACCACUACGCAGAUUACAAAGACUGUGAAAGGUGGAAUUUCAGAAACACGAAUUGAAAAAAGAAUUGUAAUCACUGGUGAUGCAGAUAUUGAUCAUGAUCAAGUUCUUGUUCAGGCCAUCAAAGAAGCUAAGGAGCAGCACCCGGACAUGUCUGUGACCAAGGUGGUCGUCCAUCAGGAGACAGAGAUUGCAAAAUAAGUGGCAAGGCCAGCUAUAUAGGAUGUGUAUCAGGCAAUGUCUGCUUCAGUCUGCAAAGGCCACUGAAGAUAUACCAGCAAAAUUACAAGGAAACUACCUUGGAGCACCAUGACCUCAAAUUUGCCAGAUUUACUUUCAAGCAAAUGUUGUAUCAUUUCUUACUAGGAAACUGCUUUUUGAUGUUUACUUGGGGUUCUCUUUAAUACAGUGAAUCCUUUUUUGAUUAUCAUUUUUAUAUUGUGACUGACAAUAUGCCAUACUUUUCACAGUACAAAAGUAUUUUUUUUACAGGUUUUCAUUUUUCUUUUUCUUUUUUGCAUUCCCUUUCUCACCACCUUUUUUCACAUUCUGGAUCUGUAUCGUGAUUUCAAAGCCCCACACAAAAAUAACAUGUAGGGCUUACCAAAAGUGGUUGCCUUUCACUGAGUUGCCCUUCAUGUUCCUCUUUCUCAAGCGGCUUGCUUUUUCACAUACCCUUGAACAUGCUGCUGUGUGGUCGUGUCAAUUACCUAAAAGUAGCCCAUCUUACCAGAAAGUUCAGAAAAAUCACUUUGUUUAAUGUUCUGAUAUGCCUCUUACGACCGAUCUGAAAUAGAACUACAGUUCCCAGCCACCACUCUUUUAGAUAUACCAGGUGCAGGUGUGUCUGCCCUCUUUGCCUCCGAAUUCCCUGGCUUUUGUGGAUUUGUCAGCCAGUAGAUGCUUGAACAUAGAAAGAGGUUGUGGUAUUUGCACAGGUGUUUCAGUAGUUGUCCAGGAAUAAUGGAAGUUGCUUUAUCUUUGAUACUGUGAAUUCUAGUGCUUUUAGAUGAACUGUGACAAGGCACCUUGGCUUCCUCCAUUCUUUCUGUUUUCUCUUUUGUUCUCAUUGGAAAACUGGAUCUCUUUUCUGCGAUUUUAUUUGUUUUCCAUUAAAUUAAGCCUAUUAGAACUGUGUGUUUAAGAGGCAAGAACCCUGAAUGCUAGGAAGUAGGCUGUAAUUUGCAAUAGUUUUUUCAACUUUCCAGUUGUUUGUGUUCAGCUUUUGUUUUGUAUUUGUUAAGAUAGUUUUAAAAUCAUACUGGUUUUUAAAGCACUGUUUAAACUUGGCACAUGGGCAACAUAUCAAAGUAAGAGUUACAUGAAAUUGUUUCCACUGAUUCUUGCUAAAAACUAGGCCGUUUUGAGAGUGACUGUACUUGUUUCCAUCAUGUAUUGCUCCUUGCAAGAGACGAUGGCAGAUUGUUGUUGCUGGACACAGUCCACAGAGAGAACAUUGCUGUUGUGUCUCCUCCCUUCAUUUCAAUGGGGUCCUAUAAAAUUCCUUAUAUAAUCCCAUCCAAAUGAAUGGAGGAUGUAGAGCAGCUGUGAAUGGCGACCCUCACGCUGCUUUGCUGCUGUACUAGAAUGAAAGGACAGGGCAUAGAUUGGCUGCAGUUUUCAGCACCUUACAAAGGUAUCAUCACUGGAGAAAGUUGUAUGCCUGUGUGUGUGUGUGUGUGUGUGUGUGUAUAAUUGUAAUUGGACAAAAGCAGGAAUAGAUGCUGGGAGAUUAAAAAAAAGAUUCCCCAUAUCACUUAUUCUGUUUUUAAAUUGCACAUUCAAACAAAUCACAUAAACAUCAUUGGUAGGAAAUACUCAAGUUUCACUUUCUGAACAUAUUUUUGCCUCUUGUGUUAUGAAUUAUGGAAUACCAAAUUUGGGUGCAGUGUGCUCUUCACUAAUAUGAUACGCUUCCUUUAAGCAUUAUUUAGUCAGAUGGUUUUGUUGGCAACACUGAAAACUGCAGACCUGAUCUUUUCUUCCAGCAGCAUGUGAGCAUUCUGUGAAAAUGUAUACCUGUAGAGUUCUGAACAAUGUUACUGCUAUGAAAGGUGUAAGAUUGUAUUGAAUAUGCCACAUAAAUAGCAGUGAUGGGUGGGGGGUUUGAUUCUAGCAUAUGAGAAACUGAAAGGAAUGUUUCGUGCUUAUUUAAGUUAAAGGACAACAAAUAUACACAUUGAUGAUUUGAGUUCAGUAAAAGUAAGUUCUGGCUCACUGUUUAGAACUUUUCUUUUAAGCUCCUGGGUCAUGCUGUAGGUUUCUUCCUCAGUUCAAGUUCAUUUUAAUUAGAAAAUCAGUACAAGCUUCCUUAGAACUUGAAAGAGUUAUAGGAGUGCAAGCCCUGCUUGAUCAGCUUUGCUGUAAUGUGUAAUAGGGCACUGCUAACCACCCUGACCUUCUGGUGACUGACAUCCAGUGCCAGGAGUAAAGCCCAGCUGGAAACAGUAGGACUCAUUUCCAAGUGAGCAGUGAAGAAUUGGGCUAUAAUACUUAUUCGGGAGAAUUAUAUAUCCUCCUGUAUUCUACAAAUGAACGUUUAAAAAUAAAUAAAAUUAGUCCAUAGCACUUAACAUAUGUAUUUAUUGUGGAAGAUUGCUUUGGGUGUGUCACUUUCUCAAAUGACAAAUCUUAGUACCUCUACGGCUUUUUAGCCUCUGAUAUUAAAAGUUUUAAACAGCUGCCUUGAAAAAAAUAUUCUAAAGAAGGUAAUCAAACCUCAGUGUAAGUGCAGCCCUAUUUUUAAAAAUUUAUUAAUGGAACUAUUGCUUUCCAAUAUGUUUUUUAAGAAUAUGUCUUGUCCUUCCACCAGCUGUUACUCAAUAUGAGGUAUACCUUUUCAUGUACUAUGUCUAGCUAGCUGGUAUUGUCCUGGUCUGUUUAACAAUCCACCUUGACACAUUUUUGCAUGAAAGGUAAAUCCUUUGUUAAACAGACGCUUGACUUGACAUAAUGAGGGGCAUGCAUCUCAGACUGACCUUUUCCUUGGCCUUUGUUGCUACAGUUCCUCUUCCGUUCUUCUUUGUGGUCUCUGUGCAUCACCCGUAAGGGCUCUGUGCCUGCAGGAAACCUGUUGUUGGGAAGGUGUAAUAGCUGGGAGCAUUUUGGUGGGAGUGGCUCCCACCAUUCCCUCAGUUUUCAUCAACCAUCUUCCCUUGGGAUUUCUCACUUUCUCUCAGUCUUUCUCUCUCUCUUGUUCUUAUCUCAGAGUGUUUUCAUCUUUUUUCUAAUAUUUUGAGUGUCUUUCUUGGUCCCUUCGUUUCCAAAUCUUUGCUAAUUUUCUCUCCUGAUCUCCCUUCAUUUAACUGCUCCCCUGAAGGGAAUCCUCUUUGUCCACCCUAUGUAUCUUCUCCUUGACUUCCAAUAUUUUCUUGCCUGUCUGCCCUCUUUUUCCAAUGGCAUGGAAGGCUCCCUUUUGUAAACGCACCAGUGGUGAUGCCAGGCUGCCCCCAUCUGACAGACAGUCUUUGUGCCUGUUGUGCUUGGGAGAAUGGCAUGUGCCCACAUUGCCAGGCAUUCUUUAAAGAGAAACGGAAGCGAAGGGUCUGCCAUCUCUACAUGAAGAACUGGAAUAAGACCCUUCACACAAUAGAAGCUUUGGCCAUGAUGAACAGUAUCACGGUGGUGUUCUGCAUCAACAAGCAGAGUGGUACCAGGUCAAUUCCAUUAACAUGGCUUGCUGUUUGCAUCUGGGACUGGUGCAUCAACUGAUGCAUCAUCUUGACAGCCAUAUCACCAGGACUGACAGCAGCAGUCUGGGAGAUAUAUUCCUGCUGUGCGGGAUGGGGACCUUGUUCUCCCCCGCACCCCUGCCAUUUCCUCUGAGAAAGCGAGUACUGGGGAAGAUUCAGCAGGAUGUUGUGGACUGUAUCAUGAUCAGCCCCUGGUGGCCAAGGCAGCCUUGGUUCACCCAAAUCCACACCUUACUGUAUGUUUUAGCUUCUUUUGCACGUGCCCCAAAUUGUAUACAUAGCUGCUUAUGUAAUUUUUUAAAGUGGUUGCUAUGUAUUUACACAAUGUAAUGUCAAAAAUCCUACAAAAUCUUCAGGGAAGGAAGCAAGUAUGAGUAGACAACUUGAGAAACAAUCCUGGAACAUGGAAGGACAAAUAAGCAACUUGCAGUGAAGCAAACAUAUAAACAGGACAAGAUAUAAUUCGUGAAUAGCUGAGUCACUCUAGCUUUUUGCCUAUUUCUUGGUUUUUAUAGCGUUUAUCCAUCACAAACCAUCUUGGGAAAAGUUUUGUGUGUAUAAUAUUAACAGACUUAAACAGAAGAAAGGCCUUCCUAGCUAGCUUGGGCAUUGUAUGGCAUCGUAGGCAUUUCUUAUGUCUAAACUUGCAUAAGGGUGUGCCCUUAAGUAAUAAUACUUGAUCCUGACUUUGCGUAAUCAAAACUGAGCUUUUCAAGUCAAACAGAGGAUUCCUGCCUUCCUUUAAGUUUAUUCAGGAUUGUGUGUACUUUGUGGAAGACAAUGCAAAACAUAUGCCUCCAGGUAAACCAAUUCUGUGGCAAGAAAAUGCCGAACUAUGUAAAUGAUUUACUAUCUGAGUCAUGCAAAUCGAUGUGGUUUACACAACAUUUGUGUCAGUUAUUUUGCCAUUUCCCCAUCAUUCUGCUUGUGAUAAUGGUAGUAAGAACCACAAAUCAUUUCACAAAGUAUUAUAUCCCCCUCCAUUGACUAGAAAUUUAAUUCAAGAAUGUUCCAGCCAUCUAUGUGCUGCCAAACAGUGCCCAAACACUUCACAGCUUAAUUUUGUGGCAGCAAGUUCUAGACACUGGCUGAGCCAUGCUGGGGAUUUUCUGUCUAAAUUUCCAAAGGAUUGUGCCUAAAAUUUGACUUUUGUAGGAACCUCGAUUCUGUGGCCAGCGCUGUGUUUUGUGAUUAUUUUUUUUGUGAAAAAUUAAAAUGUUUGCUUGCCGCUUGGGCUCAUAGUCACUGGCCUGGUUACUGGUGGCAGGAAGGAUCACCUUCUCACAACCAGCUGUUGGGCCAGCGUUGCUUUUCAUUAUCUUUCAGGCAGCUUAUACGCCACAAGUGACUAACACGUACCCAUGGGCACACCCCCCAAAUCAAUUUCCUUUUUAGAAUGUACUUGCCAAGCUGACUUAGCUUACCACAGGUGCUGUGAUCACCACUUAGUUCUAAGAUACCCAAGGCUCUAUCUUCCUGAACAGUCUGAGUCAGCAGGGAACUGUCACUUGUGAAGGAGGAAUGUCAGCAGGCUGCUUGCACUCCCAAACCUGCCACCAUCACUUGGACAGUGUAGAAUAAACUUGGCUUUUUGCCUUCUCAACAUUAUUGGGAGCCAUUGCUGCCAUCACCAAUGCGAUCAAUGAAAUAGGGUGUAUUUAUAAUACUGAGAUGGCAACAUGCUCCCAAUUGCUUCCUCUCUGAUGUAUGAGAUUAUCCAGAAACUGUUGUAACUGUAUAGUAAACGGAAGCUAUGUAUGUAUGAAUGUGUGUACAGAAGGAAGGGCAGCAGCAUGGGAGAAUCCAUACUAACCAGACUGGAAGAUUAAAAAAAUUACAGCUUCACUUGCCAACAAUUAAAAUAAUGAAUAAACAUUGGGGGUGUUUAGGUGGGAUCAAAAACUCUGGUUUAACAUUUUCAUAAAACAUCUAUGUUUUAAUUAUGGGUUUUUGUUUUCUUAAACAUUGAAUCACAAAUUAUUUCAUUGCUGAUAUGAAGGAGCUUUGUAAAUUUUUUAAGACUGGUGAAUUGUAUAGAAUAGUGAAUGCUUCUUUUAAAAAAUAGGAACAGAGUAAAAAAGUAAAUCUUUAUAGCUUAUGUAGCUAUUAUUUUGAAUUUUUGUAGUCAAAGAGAAGGUAGAUGUAGCAUUUAGACAUAAGUGUUCAAUCUUGCUACUUGUAUUGCAUUUUCCAAUAAAUUUUCAAGUAAAAGA